AUCAUACUUGUGAUGGGGGCGCACUCACCCUGACAUAAUUUCCCAACGUUCUGAUCUCGUAUGUAUCCGUUGGUGUACUAGUGAAAAAUGAGAGAUGGCAUUCCGCAGAUAGGAGAAGCAGAUGGCCGAGCUGACUUGACCUAAUACAUGGUCCAAUUGCAGAAGAUGUCUUCACAGCAGCAGUACCCCAGACCUGAAUGCUGUGCUAUCAAACUGGUGUGUUGUCUCUGAUGGGAAUGACGCAAAGGGUUGUUGUUCCAUGUUGUCUAAGGUUGUCUACCACUGCGGCACUAGGGCAUCCAGAUCAUGCCAGAGGUGAUUUUGCGUUUGAACUUUGCUGCGACGACGCAUGCGCUUGAUCAUUGGACAACCGGCGCAGGCUGAAUAGGGAGAGCGGUGCCACUGCUAGUAAUAUGGGUGGUCUCGGAGUGCAGGGUAAACCACGUUCCCUUCAAUGAAAUGAGUACAAGCGUGGGAAGGGCUCUGGGAAGGCCACGGACCGGACCUGGUCCCUGUGACGUCAUUAAUACGAUAUCUGCUUCGAAGACCUGCGGUGGUACUUCCACGAAGAGAGAAUGUGAAAAUGCGGAGGUCCUCGGCGAAAUAAGCGCAUCGGCUGAAGGACAGCUGUGGGGGUUUCGGGUAGGGUCAUAUGGAGUGCGUGCCGGGUAUCCAGAGGUGUCUGGACGCACCCCCCUAUGCAAACCACCAGGCGUUUACGUUGGGUGUCAAAAACACCGGGGUGCGGAGAUCAGGGAGCCUGUCCUAGGAAUUGGCUGCGUUGCACAAAGAAACCUCCCCAUGGUAUCUGUUGGAGUGCCAGUAGAUGCCCCUGGUUUAAACGUCUACCUGGGUACUUCGCAACUUCUCAAGCAGUCCUUCAUUUGUGAGAUACGCCCCAUCAAUUUAUUACACGACAAACCUGUCUCGGGUGUCAACGUUAUAGUGCCUGGGACUUACACACAACCACUUACCGUGUGUGUCCCCAAGAUUGCGCUGGUUGGCCGGCUCGGCCGAAUGUGUGUUGAGAUCGUAUCCAUAAGGGGUGGAAGAUUCGAGUGUUACAAAGUAGCGUCGCGGAGGAGCCCGGCAGCCUCGCCUGUGUUCGGCGUCGCAACUACGACGUACAGCAAAAAGAGCUCGUCGCACUGUGAGACCCGAGUCAACCCUGGAGGCGUGGCCUUUGGAUAG
This is a messenger RNA of Pisolithus orientalis, 1191 nucleotides long. RefSeq lists its product as uncharacterized. NCBI's taxonomy places the organism in Eukaryota, Fungi, Basidiomycota, Agaricomycetes, Boletales, Pisolithaceae. Bases 460 to 1191 code for a protein of 243 amino acids. The transcript has 6 exons. The record is from RefSeq and is a predicted model, not a curated record.